UGUGUGAGGGAGAGAGAGGGAGAGGCAGGAGUUGGUGGAGCGGUUUGGGCUGUGCUGUUCCGGGGGGGGGUGUCGGAGAGUGACGGCGGAGGAGCAGCGGGGGUCGGUGCCUUAAGGCCCCGUGUCUGCCUGUGAGUGUCUCCGUGCUUGCCAGCGAACGGGACGGACAGAAGUCGUGGGACUUCUCCCUUGGAGCUUCUGUGCCGAGAAUCUGAUGUUGGGCUCGGCUGCCUGGCUGAAUACAGCAGAUCAGCCCAUGAAAACUUCUAUUCCCAGCCAAAGGAAGGAGUCCAGCAAAAGGCAGCACCUACUCUUUCAGGCUUGGAAGCAAGAAAGGGGGCACGAGUUGGAGAGUGUAGAAUCUGAGAAGACAACUGAAAGGUGACAUUUAAGUUGAAGAUGGGUGGUGGAGAAAGAUUUGACAUUCCAGUUCCCCAGGCCAGAAAUACCACCAAGAACCAUCAGCAACUUAAAACCAGGCAGAAGAAUAAAGACCAGAACUCACAGAUGAAGACCUAUAUGAAGAAAGAAAGAGGCCAUGGAUGCAACUCAUCACCUGGUGCAUGGCAGGCCAUGCAAAAAGGGGGAAAGAACAAAGUUCAUUUCCCCAAUAAUCAGAAUUGGAGUCCUGCUUUACCCAAAAGUCUCUUUUUCACACCUCAACCCAACCAGAACUAUGCUGGAGCAAAAUUCAGUGAGCCACCCUCACCAAGUGUUCUUCCUAAGCCACCAAGCCACUGGGUACCUGUUUCUUUUAAACCUUCUGAUAAAGAAAUGAUGACAUUUCAGCUUAAAACAUUACUGAAAGUCCAGGCUUGAGAUGUAACUUUUCAUAUGUUUAAAGUUAGUUAAAUUUCAAGGGUUUCAAAUUUAAGACUUGUUAUUCCUGACUUCAGAAGUGCAGAUGUACUGACCAGAUGUGCUUGCCUCAUGUAGUUAGUCACUUGGAUGAGAAUGGGGUGGAAGUUUACAUUCCCCUCACGUUUUACCUCAAAAAUUGUGUGCUGUGUUCACUGUGAAAUGUUUUGUAUCCUCCUCUAAUCAAACCCAGAGCAGUCACCAUGAGUGUAUUUAUUGUCAGUGGCACUGCUUCCCAAAAUUGGCAUUGUGGCUACUUCUUAGCUUGGCUUUAGAAAAUCAGCUUUUACCUAACAACACAGAUUGGCUGGAAAGAAACAAACCUGUUCAGAGAGCUUGAGCCAGGAGCUUUGCUGCUCUCAGAAGUUGCUUCUUAGACAUCUGCCAGUGGGGUGACUCUGCAGAUCUGCCACGCAGAGACCUCCCCCUCAGCACCAGGUUAACCAGGUUCUCUUUACACCUCUGAGCUUUAUUUGGCACUCUGGACAAGCAUCUCAAGCCUGUGACUAAAACUGAGAUCUAGGAGACAAAUCAGUGCAUAUCCUUCAAAGUAGAAAAUAAAAACAUUUCUUCUUUCUGGAAGAAACCACCAAACCCAGAACUGCCUCCAGCUCUAGCAGAGCUUCCUGGGAAUUGUGACAGGUCAGGCUGUGCCAACAACUAGUGACACUGUUGCCAGAUGACUGCCAAAACCUUAAAAAAAAAUAAGAAAAAGAAAAAAAAAAGCUUUCCCAUUGCACUCAUGAAUUCUGAAAUGCGUUUUUGUAUCAAGUGUUUCAAAUCGUGGACUAGGUGUAGUUAGGCUGGUCUGGAAUUGGUUACCCUGUGAUAAUCGUUUGAAGUUCAGUAGCUCGUGGCAGGUACUCAGUGUUUCCUAGGGAAGAAGAGCCAUGUAAAUACAUGUAAAACUUUGUAGCAUAUGUAAAUUGGUGCUGGGCUUCCCCGCACAGACGUAUUUUUAGUACAAAACUGCUGAAUGUAAGGAGGCUGUGCUGAGGACAUGGCCCAGUUUAAAAAAGGAUAUUUUGUUAAAAAAAAAAAAAAGUUUGUGGCUGUGCCCUUGCACUUCACAUACAGUGAAUAUGCACAUUUUACUUGGUUGUGAGCUGAGUUUAAAGUAAAAUUAGUGCAAAAGAGGCUUAUUUAGAUUUUUUUUAUAAAAUUAAAAAAAAAAAAACAACAAAAAAAAAACCAAACAAAAAAACCCAACACAAAACCAACCCCAGAAAAGGCUGCUGAAGUUGAAGAUAUCCAUGUUCUCAACUUAGAGGAAAGGGUGUUUUAAAUGAUGAAAAAACACCAAACUGUUCAAAAUUAAUGCUUCACAAGCAAAUGACUGAGGUUGGGGUGCUGGAUGAAACAAGUAUUUGAAGUGUUUCUGUUUCUAAAAUGAAUUAAAUUCAUCAUUUUGUCCCAACACCUGCUCUGAUGUCAGCGUGGGGACAGGGCAGCUCCCAGUGCUCCCAGUUCAGUUGGUUCCAUGGCAGAAACAGCUGAACUGUGACAAGAGGCAAUUACAAAAUAC
Calypte anna (Anna's hummingbird) is the source of this 2383-nucleotide messenger RNA. RefSeq names its product proline rich nuclear receptor coactivator 2 (gene PNRC2). Gene Ontology annotation, biological process: nuclear-transcribed mRNA catabolic process, nonsense-mediated decay. NCBI's taxonomy places the organism in Eukaryota, Metazoa, Chordata, Aves, Apodiformes, Trochilidae. The record is from RefSeq and is a predicted model, not a curated record. Bases 400 to 819 code for a protein of 139 amino acids. The transcript is spliced from 3 exons. Gene Ontology annotation, cellular component: nucleus; P-body.